This is a messenger RNA of Entamoeba invadens IP1, 1162 nucleotides long. RefSeq lists its product as hypothetical. Lineage: Eukaryota; Evosea; Mastigamoebida; Endamoebidae. Gene Ontology annotation, molecular function: sequence-specific DNA binding; DNA-binding transcription factor activity; zinc ion binding. The transcript has a single exon. Gene Ontology annotation, biological process: regulation of DNA-templated transcription. The annotation marks the transcript as partial. The record is from RefSeq and is a predicted model, not a curated record.
AUGGUGAUUUUGAUUGCAUUUUUUGAUUUAAAUCAAAACAUCACUCAACUUCAAAUUGAUUGCACCGGAAGUGUCAAAUUACUUCAUUUGUAUGAAAAUACAAACAUUUUUAUUACAAAAAACGCAAUUUUAAUUCGAAUAAAUCAAGUCAAUUUCAGUAACAAUGGUAAAAGCUUUGUAUUUUUAGAAAACGCGACUAAAAACAGUGUUAUGAGCAAUUGUCAUCUUGUCGAUGUAACAAGAAGUGGUUUGAAAUGUGUUUCAUGUCAAAAUGAAUAUCGAAUUGAUAAUACUAUUUGUCUUCCUAUUGAUAAAAAUUGUGAAAAUUACAACAAAAACAACAAAUGUGUGUUGUGCAAAAAUAAGUUUGUUUUAAAUGCAAAUUAUGAAUGUGUUUCUUCUGAAAAAUGUAUGUAUGGAACAAUAACAAAUUGUUACAAAUGUCAAGAUAGAUAUACAAGAAAUGACACUUUGUGUAUGUUGGAUGACAAGUGUGAGUAUAGUGAUGGAAGUAUUUGUAUUAUUUGUAAAACAGGAAAUGUAUACAACAAAUGUGAAAAUUGCACAGCACACUGUCGUUUAUGUAAAAACGAGAAGUGUUUGAUAUGUGACAACAAUUUUAUUUUAAAUAAUGAAAGUGUUUGUGUUGAAAUGGAAAGUGGAGUUUCAAAUGGAAUUUCGACUAUUUGGUGUUAUGACACUUUUUAUAUUGCAAAUGGCAUUUGUAACGACUGUACAUUAAAACAUGAACACUCUGUUUUGUGUAACAAAAACAAUACAAUUUCAUGCGAAGUAGAUUAUAACUUUUUAAGUGAAAGAUUGUGCAUUUCAUCAAUUUGCCAAAAUGAAACAUUUAAUGAAGAAAACGGGAUGUGUAAUUUACCAAAAGCAAAUUGUGUAUUAAUUGUAAACAAUAAAUGUAUUGAAUGUGAAGAUAAUUACAUACUUGACAAUAACAAUAAUUGUGUGUAUGUUGCAAAUGACACUUUGUCAACUGGUUGUGUUUUAUAUAAUCAAUAUGGGUGCAUAUCAUGUGACAUUGGAUAUUAUUUGUCAAAUACAAAAUGUCAUAGAUGUUCUGAGAAUUGCUCAAGUUGUAUUGACUUAGAAACAAAGUGUCUUUCGUGCAAAUCUGGUUAUUAUCAAGGAGAGGAUUACACGU